UUGCAGAAGAAGAGGCACGGAGAAGAAGAGGAAGAGGAGGAGCGAGGUACGGUAGCAGCACACAGCAAAGUUAAGGACGUUGUACAUGCAGAGAGCCGACAUGUGAGCAGAUGAACAGCUGCUGCGGAAGUAAAUGUGAUCACCAGUUUGCAGCAAUAAUUAUGAGGGAUGGGACCAACUUGCAGGGCGUGGGAAGGGCGAAGCAUGACCCUGUCGGUUGUUCCCUGCGGCAACCCCGUCCUCAUCUUCUCUCUCUCCUUCUCAUGAGACCCCAUCUCUCUUCUACCUCAUUCUGAUUUGAUCACCAGCAGCAGCAGCAACAACAACAACAGCCUUCUCCCUCCCACCUUUCCCCUUCCCACCCCGCAGAUGUCUGUUAGGAGACCAUGUCCUACGCCCCUCUGUUGUUGAUCUCAAUAUUGUGCACCUAAAGCAGCGCAUGCGCUUCCUUGCCGUUGCAUUUUGAGCUGCACUUUUGCUCGUUGAGUCCGGUCCCUCUCAUCUCUCGUCCUUGCUUUUGUGGGGUGCAGUAAGAGCUGGACUUGUGGCACUUAUCCCAAAGAUUGCAUCCUGCGGUGAUCUACUACGUUUGGUUUGCCGAAUCCCACUGAUUAGCUGAUUCCUUCUUCUCUGAUUGGUGCAUCGUGUAGCAGGUGAAAUUUAGAGGUGUCGUUAUGGAGUUUAGGAAUCCUAACGAGGUAGGAAUGCCUUCCUCUCCCUCUGGUUAUAAUUCCUCUCUCAUCAGAGGAGGAUCGGCCUUCUCUAAACCCACUCUAUCCCCCACUUCCUCUCUUCUAUCCCCGAGAGUGGGAGGAGGGGGACUUGGAGGUGGUGGUGGUGGUGGUGGUGGUGGUGGUGAAGGAGCAAGAAAUGGUAACAUCCUUGGCAGCACCAGAUCACCGCCAUCACCACCAACUCUUGAACCCACCACCACCAUGGAUCUUUCACCCCAGUCUCUUACCAAGAACACUGGCCAAGCUUUCGUCUCCAACUCGUCUACAGGUGCAGCCGGUGCAGGCGUGCCGUCUAAGACCGAACCUGCUGCCAUCACUAGUAAGAACUCAACCACCACUACCACUGCUGAUAUCUCCACAAGGUACAGAGAAUGUCUUCGCAACCACGCCGCUGCCAUAGGCGGCCACGUCGUCGACGGCUGCGGCGAGUUCAUGCCGAGUGGCUACCCUGACACGGCCGAGGCAUUAAACUGUGCAGCCUGCGGCUGCCACCGUAGCUUCCACCGCAGGGAGGUCGAUGGCGGCACCAACGCCGCCGGCUCCUACUACCAUGCCACCGAUCACCUGCCUGUGUUGCUGCCGCCACCCCAUCCUCUAGCCCAUCCCCACCACCACCACCACCACCAGAAGCCGUUCCAACUCGGCGGCUUCUCCAGCCCAUCGCCGACCGUGCCGGGGUCGUCCGGCUUCUUCCAGUUCGGUAGUAACAGACCCAGCGGCAGCGGAGGCACGACGACGGAGUCGUCGAGCGAGGAGAGGAUCAACGCUGCGGCGCCGACGGCCGCAACCAUGCCGAGAAAGCGGUUUAGGACCAAGUUCACGGCGGAGCAGAAGAAUAAGAUGUUGGCUUUCGCCGAGAGGAUCGGGUGGACGAUUCAGAGGCAAGAUAGCGAAAUGAUCGAGCAAUUCUGUGCGGAGAUCGGCGUGAGGAGACAGGUGUUGAAGGUCUGGAUGCACAACAACAAGCACACCAUAAUCAGAAAGCAGCCGCCGCCACAGCACCAGCAGGAACCCCCAGUGCAACAACAGCACCAGCAGCCGCCAGAGUCACGCCUCCCCUACAGCAGCUGUAGCCAAGACCAGACUCUCAUCUAACCUGACUUCGCUUGCGCAGGAGGACUCAGGCCAUGGAGGAAGACAAAUUUUGUUCAUCUUGUGGGUUUACUGGUUUGAGCUGCUUUCCUUCUCAUCCUCCGGUGCUUGUUUGCCAUUUGAAACAUCGAUCUUUAGCUUAAACUGUCUCUGCAUUAAUCUUAUCGCAUGCGAUCGGUGAGCUGCCACCAACAAAGGAAGAUAAGAGGGACGCACGGUUCAGAAGUGACCACAGACAAGACAUGUCGGUCCCCUGCGAAGAGCUGAACAUGUAACUCGAGAUGCAUCGGAUGCUUCCUAUGGAUCCAUUGUGCAUUACAAGCCUGAAAUCAUAGCUGAGAUCGCCAUUGUCACCUAAUACCGUCCGUCCUAAUACGAGCAAGAAGGCAGUAGAAAAGAAUCCGACAUUGCCUCGUUGGAAUCUAGCGGUGGGACUGACAAAUCGAGCACCUCAAUCACCUGUUUCUUGUUUCUUGUUCCUCCAUUAGCAUUCCUUUUCAUUUGCUGUCUUUUGCUUGGUGAUCUCAAUAAUCUGUCGGUCAUUUUUACGUCUAAUUCCAUCACGUUGUCCCUAUAUCUGUUGCGCUAAAGAGGCUAACGCCUGAGCUUGCAAGGGAGUUCACUUUCCUUUAGCUGCUGCUGCUUUUCUAGCUUGUGGAAUACAGAUGAUAUUGGCUGUGAUUCCUUUCCCUUUCGCAGAAGACUAAGUGUUUAAUUCUCUCAAAGCCAGAUUGAUGCAGAUUAGUAUGCAUAUUACAAGCAAUUUUUCGAUGGUCAUUUGUAUUAGUUCUUUUACCCUUUCCACAUAAUUAAGUUGUCCUAUACUUGAAAUUAAUAUUGUGGUUGUGGUCACCAUUGUUCCUAUUCUCAGUAGCAGAGAACAUUAUAUUCUAUAUCAUUCAUAUGGCUUUAAUUUGAGUUA
Musa acuminata AAA Group (dessert banana) is the source of this 2748-nucleotide messenger RNA. RefSeq names its product zinc-finger homeodomain protein 6-like. Gene Ontology annotation, biological process: regulation of developmental process; regulation of DNA-templated transcription. Gene Ontology annotation, molecular function: DNA-binding transcription factor activity; transcription cis-regulatory region binding. The transcript has a single exon. Gene Ontology annotation, cellular component: nucleus. The record is from RefSeq and is a predicted model, not a curated record. NCBI's taxonomy places the organism in Eukaryota, Viridiplantae, Streptophyta, Magnoliopsida, Zingiberales, Musaceae. The coding region runs from base 675 to 1829 and encodes 384 amino acids.